AUGAGUGAUGCUGGAUAUAUCGUCAUCUUACGACAAACUCUUCUCAUGGUUCGACAUUCUCCACUGGAGCGAGCAUCAGACAUCCUCGAUCCUUAUCCAACGAGCCAUUCGCCACACUCUCUGACAUGGCGAGACAGUCCUGUCAACACUGUCGAACCUGGCAAAAUUGCCACCGGAUCGUUGAGCGAUGCGCAAAAUCAUGCUAUCUUGGUUGCCGCACUGGCGUGUGCAAGUGUCAGUCUGGUCGUGGUUCUAGUCACCUUACGAUGGUUCCUCAUCAUGCGAAGGAGUUUCCGGCAUCGCUUGGUCUUGUAUCUCAUCAUCAGCGACACCUUCAAAGCAAUAUGGUACUUCGUCUUUCCAAUCGUGGUAUUCGCCAGAGGCCCAGUGAAGAGCAAUUCGAAUUUCUGCCAGGCCAGUGGAUUCCUGCUCGUGUUCGCAAUCGAGGCAUCCGACAUGGCCAUUCUCAUCAUUGCUCUACACUCCAUCCUCUAUAUUCUCAGACCCGGUAGCACAUUGGGAGAGGGAGGGCUCUAUCGGUACCGGCGCUGGACCUACAUCAUGUGGCUCGGCCCGCCGCUGUUGGCAGCAUCGUUAGCCUUCCUGGAGAGUAAGGACGCCUAUAUUACAGUUGGAACAUUUUGCUACCUCCCGAAACGGCCGUUCUGGUAUCGCCUCGCACUGUCCUGGGUCCCCAGAUACCUAAUCAUAGCUGUAAUUCUGAUCAUGUAUAUCUGGAUAUACAUUUACGUCCACAUCAAAUUUCGAGGUUUCGAUAACCUCGGCGCAUCGGACUCGUCCUACGAGUCUGGGAGACAACAGUCUUAUCAUUCGACCAGGUGUCGCAAGACCGAGAGGAGGGCGACUGACCGGGCACCGGCCAUGCCCUCGCAAGCCUCAAUAUCGCAUACCCAGAAUUCGUUUCUCGAAGCGGCUGUGGCACCUGACCAACGCCAACCCUGGGAUGACGUGAAUUUUAUUACUUCCAGACCGCUACAGAAUCUCGCUAUUGAGACUCAGCAAGGUUCCGAAGGGAGGAAUAUGCAAGCGCGAGGGAGUGUGUGGUCUGGUGAAACCCAACCGCCUCCAGAUCCGCCGCCGCCAUCGAUCCAUGAGCUCCAGGACAACUCAGCGGCGCCGCGAUCCCUGUCGGUCUCGAAGGACGAGACUCGGGGGACGCCUGCUGUCUACCCAGCAGCGUCGACGACGACUUCCAGUGGGCCCAGUGACCCGCUCAAAAGGACCAGAUUGGCGAUACGCAAGCAGCUGCGGUACUUGUUUAUCUAUCCUCUGGUCUACAUCCUCAUGUGGAGCUUUCCGUUCGCAUCGCACGCCCUGAGCUAUAGUACCUACUACGUCAACCAUCCUAUUUUCUGGCUAUCUUUGGUACAGACCAUCAUGCUUAGCCUUCAGGCCGGUGUGGACAGCAUUCUCUUCUCCUGGACGGAAAAGCCGUGGAGGCGAGUCGACUCGAAUUCCAAAUUCUCUAUUCCUUUCCUACGUCGGCAAAGCAAGACGUUAUUACAACGUGGCCGUCCAGCGAAACAAACUUGGCCAUCUACAGACGCAGUAGCGAUGCCACAGCCAACAGCCAGACAGAACCCGCACUGGUGGGAGGCCGAAGGCCGCCGGCGCAACGAUAGCGUCUGGCUUGGGACCAGCAGGCUAUCCGGCCUCUUCGCCCCUAUGAGCACUCGAGCACGAUCCAGAAGUCCAGAAAAGGUCAGAAGCCUUUUACAUUCGCGGACGCGGAGUUCUGAGCAGGGAGGUGCAUUUGUGCCCACGCUUGACACCAUUUUUACGGACACGCUGGAUGCACCGUCAAGGCGGACUAUGUCCCCCGUGGCAAUGGAAGGGUUAGUGGAAGUGCUCGAGUUGACUUACAAAGCAGAGCAACGUCUCAAUGAGCAGGAAAGUCCAACUUCACAAGUUUCGUACUUUUGA
This is a messenger RNA of Fonsecaea nubica, 1944 nucleotides long. RefSeq lists its product as hypothetical. Gene Ontology annotation, biological process: adenylate cyclase-activating G protein-coupled receptor signaling pathway. Gene Ontology annotation, cellular component: plasma membrane. The coding region runs from base 1 to 1944 and encodes 647 amino acids. Lineage: Eukaryota; Fungi; Ascomycota; Eurotiomycetes; Chaetothyriales; Herpotrichiellaceae. The record is from RefSeq and is a predicted model, not a curated record. The transcript has a single exon. Gene Ontology annotation, molecular function: G protein-coupled receptor activity.